GCCGCCAAGGGGAGUUUCCAGGAAGUGGCCAUAUUGGAUCCAUUCAGCCGCAGCCGCCCGGGCGGAGCGCGUCCCGCAGCCGGCUCGUCUCCGUCGCGGCCCCGGCGCUUGCUCCAGCCCGGCCGCCCGGCGCGAGCUUGCCAUGGCGGCCACGGACCUGGAACGCUGCUCGCAGAACGUGGAGCCAGAGCCCCGGAGCCUCUCGCUGGGUGGCCAUGUGGGCUUCGACAGCCUCCCCGACCAGCUGGUCAGCAAGUCGGUCACUCAGGGCUUCAGCUUCAACAUCCUCUGUGUGGGGGAGACUGGCAUCGGCAAGUCCACACUGAUGAACACGCUCUUCAACACGACCUUUGAGACCGAGGAAGCCAGCCACCACGAGGCCAGUGUGCGCCUGCGGCCCCAGACCUACGACCUCCAGGAGAGCAAUGUGCAGCUCAAGCUGACCAUCGUGGACGCCGUGGGCUUUGGGGACCAGAUCAACAAGGAUGAGAGUUACAGGCCCAUCGUCGACUACAUCGACGCGCAGUUUGAAAACUAUCUGCAGGAGGAGCUCAAGAUCCGCCGCUCCCUCUUCGACUACCACGACACGAGGGUCCACGUUUGCCUCUACUUCAUCACGCCCACGGGGCACUCCCUGAAGUCCCUGGAUCUGGUGACCAUGAAGAAACUGGACAGCAAGGUAAACAUCAUUCCCAUUAUCGCCAAGGCGGACACCAUCUCCAAGAGCGAGCUCCACAAGUUCAAGAUCAAGAUCAUGGGUGAGCUGGUCAGCAACGGGGUCCAGAUCUACCAGUUUCCCACGGACGAUGAGGCUGUCGCAGAGAUUAACGCCGUCAUGAAUGCGCACCUGCCCUUCGCCGUGGUGGGCAGUACGGAGGAAGUGAAGGUGGGGAACAAGCUGGUGCGAGCGCGGCAGUACCCCUGGGGCGUGGUGCAGGUGGAGAAUGAGAAUCACUGUGACUUCGUGAAGCUCCGGGAGAUGCUGAUCCGCGUGAACAUGGAGGACCUGCGCGAGCAGACCCACACGCGGCACUAUGAGCUCUACCGCCGCUGCAAGCUGGAGGAGAUGGGCUUCCAGGACAGCGACGGAGACAGCCAGCCCUUCAGCCUACAGGAGACGUAUGAGGCCAAGAGGAAGGAGUUCCUGAGCGAGCUGCAGAGGAAGGAGGAAGAGAUGAGGCAGAUGUUCGUGAACAAAGUGAAGGAGACAGAGCUGGAGCUGAAGGAGAAGGAGAGGGAGCUCCACGAGAAGUUCGAGCACCUGAAGUGGAUCCACCAGGAGGAGAAGCGCAAGGUGGAGGAGAAGCGCCGGGAGCUGGAGGAGGAGACCAGCGCCUUCAGCCGCAGGAAGGUGGAGGCCCUGCAGUCGCAGGCCCUGCAGGCCACCUCGCAGCAGCCGCUGCGCAAGGACAAGGACAAGAAGAAUUAACGCACGCACAGACUGACGUGCCGAGAGCGGACUUUAGACUGUCAGGCGUUAAUUUGCUUGAGUUAACGCCAUGUGGCCCUUCUCCCAUAACUUGGUGCGAGGACGGACUGGGAGCCGGUGCAGCCUCCAGGGUUCACAGCCUUGCUUGCGCCCUCGCCCCGGCCCCGGGCCGCCCUUGCGGCUGGCGGCCCACCCCUUUCUAUGCAAACACGGAAAAGCCAUGGAUGCUGGAAUCCAAAACUGACGAGGUUUAUUUCUUUCAGAGCCAGUGGCUGGUCUUCCAUUUACAGUGUCACUAUUCCCUGACGGAGCCAUGACGGGCCCCCCCUAGCCAAGGCCCCAGCCGACGAUGCUUGGCCUGAGCAGUCGGCGUCGAGACGGCAGCUCGCGCGGGGCCCAAGGUGCGGCCGCCCCGUCUGGCAGACACGCUGCACACUUUGCCUGUCCCCCCCUUUGUUUUAAUUUUGCUAACCUAGAGCUUGACUUCAGUAAUAACUUUCCAAUACUUCUAAGAAAUUUUUUUUUUUAAUUUGGGCACCAGCAUAAGGAUGAAUAAUAUCCUCUCCGUUAUUUUCAUGAAUAACACAGAGUCCCUGAUUAUUUUUAAAACUAAAACUAUCUCUAAACCUUUCUCGUGUAUAAAGCACCCCGCCCCCACAAUAAACCUAUAGGGAGAGGUGGGCAAUAAACUUGCUGUGACGGCGGCGUUUGCAGUUUCUUUACGGAUGACAGGGGCACCCGGACAAGCCCACGUGCAGCGUUUUUACUGUGAAUGUAAAUGGAACAGCAGCCUUCAGCCGUCGUCCGUGUGUCCCACAGGUGCUACCUAUAACCAGGGAGCCGUCCCACGUGUGUGUUCAGUGUUCGCCUCGGGCCGAGAGUCCCAGGCCGGUCGUUUCUGCCGCAGAGGCAGAGGUGCUGGGGGGGGCGGGCCGUUGCCUGCAGGCCGCUCGCUCUUCUCUCCUGAGCUGUGGAGAUGGAGGAGGCUGAUGGACGCAGGCAGUUUCGGAGAGCUGCAGAGUGUCCUGUCCAGAAAGCGCCUGGGUGCUUCCGAGAGCCCUUGGAGAACGGAGUGGAAGAGAUCACUGUUAUCUUGGUGCAAAAUACCCCGAGAUCCAUGCAUAGUUUUUUCAUCUUACUUUGGGAACCUUCUUUGAAGGCUUUGUGUGUGCAUGGAUUUCGAGGUUUUUGUUUUCGGCCUCAGAAUAAGCGUGUUUUCACUCCGUUCUCCCCAAACGUUUGGAAGUACCCUGGUGCCAGCAGCAUCACUUUUUCUAUGCUCCUGUUUACAAGCGAAGGGUCACAGCCUGGCUCAGUGGGAGACGUGGAGACAAGGAGAUGGGAGGAAGGGUGGCCCCCCACUCAGGUGCAGCACAGGCGACCUUGCUGGAAGCCCCCGGAGGCCGUGCUGACGUGGUGUUGGGUUACUUGUUUCCCCAUCUUGCCAGCCCCAGCACCGUCUCCCGCUCUCUGCCUGGCCUGCCUAUUGCUUCCAAGGACGGCAGAUGUUUGGCUUGGAGGGAGGCGGAGGGGCGAGCUGUGUGUGGGCGUCUCCUGUGUGGGGGUCCCCACACCCCAAGCACAGCAGGCUCUGUCUGCACCCAGGCACUCCACCACAACCAGGAGGGGAUCCAGGUUUUGUGGGGCUGGAAACCUGGACUAUUUUGAAUUAUUUAAGAAUAUAAGAUAUGCAUUUGGGAACAGGGCCUUGGAAGGGGCUCCGAAGAGGAUGCCUCAUUAGCUUCAUGUUAAAUCCACUUCUGGUUGGGAUGGAAGGCAGAUGCUUUGGUGUGGCUUGCUCACGAGGUUAGCCUGCAUCUGGUCCUCAGGGUCGUCAGAUGCCUGAGCGUGCAUGUUCAGUUGGGUUCCACCUCUCUCGGCUCACAUAUGUGUGAAGAGGAGGCUCAGUGCCCCAGCAGGAGGACCCCUGGUCCAUGGGCCAGCCUGGGGACGCUGCCGUGGGCAGGUUCUGCCCGCCGUCCCCUGCUGCCUGUGGGCCCGAGGCUUGCUCGCUUCUGCGGGGAGACAUGGCAUCCUCUGUGGUCCGAGCUGGCUCCUCGGGUGCAUCAGCCACGGCAAGCCUCAUCGCACCCCUCCCCUGCUAUCUGUGUUUGGGAUUUUGUUGUCCUGAGCUGAGACCAAAUGAAUCCUUGACUCACGAGGUGAGUUUAAAACUGGCCAUUGUUUUGCAAGCUACCCUUCACGGGAUGCGGUCCUGCUUGCAGGCUCCCGUGUAGCUCAGACUGGUUUCCGUUGGCUUUAGUAGGGUUGUCAUAUAGGGUCAGGUUGGCAUCUACUCUCGUGAACUUCAGGAACCAUGCUGGCUUGGAAUAGAAUCACCUUACAAUUUACUGAAGGAAGUGUCCCCAGCAAACCAAGUCUAGUGGUUUAUAAUUGUGCAAACUGCAUACAUGUCUGUGUGUGUCUGUGUGUGCACCCCCUGUGAAGCGGGGCUCGCGUUCCGGGAUCAGAGGCCCGAAGGAGGUGUGGCUUGCUUGUCUGUCACGUUAGCUUUUCUGAAACUGCUGCAUUUGUUGACUCAUUUAUGCCUUCAUUCAUGGACGGUUUUGUUCUUUUCCAUUCACUUUGUACUCCUUUUUGUUCCCCCAUUAAAUUUUGCAUUUCUUUUGA
Molecule: messenger RNA, 4060 nt
Organism: Oryctolagus cuniculus (rabbit)
Lineage: Eukaryota; Metazoa; Chordata; Mammalia; Lagomorpha; Leporidae
Gene: SEPTIN8
Product: septin 8
Molecular function (GO): GTP binding
Source: RefSeq, a predicted model, not a curated record